AGUCAGACACACAGUCUCUCUCUCUCUCUCUCUCUCGCGCGCACUCUCUGUAGAGAAAAUAGAUAUAUACAUUUAAAGAUUGUUUGCCUUCUCUUCGCAGUCUGUCACGCGGAAAAGAAUUUCUCCUUUUGAGUUUGCAUCGCUCGUUUCACGAUGUUUCCUUUUUCGUGUCGGUCCAACAACCGGCGCUGUGAAUCUACAAGUAUUCUCUUUUCAACGAUUCUUCUUCUCUUCGGGUGCAGUUGGUAUUACGGCGUUGACGGUUUGAAACUGCUACAAGUGCAAGUCCCGACCGAAGUGGAAAGAGGACGUUCAGCGGUAUUGGGAUGCCGAUUUGAAAUGGAAGGCGACACCCUUUAUUCUGUCAAAUGGUACAAAGGUGGAAAGGAAUUCUUUCGUGUUGUUCCAAAGGAUACACCGCCAGCCCAGACUUUCAGUGUCGAAGGAGUCCAAGUCAACUUGGCGGCGUCAGAUCAGAAUCAAGUCGUCCUGGAAAACUUAAAUCUCAAGAGCGAGGGCCGCUACAAGUGCGAAGUCUCAGCAGAAUCACCAAAUUUUCAAACAGUUUACGACGUCGCUGAAAUGAGUAUUGUCGUUCCACCAAGAGAUUCACCGGUAAUUAAUUCACCUAAAACUGUCUAUCGUAUUGGAGAAGAAUUCACGGCUAAUUGUUCGUCGUUUCCAUCGAGACCACCAGCCACGAUUACCUGGACGAUUGGCGACAAACCGGUAAUGAAAGAGGAACUAAUACAAUAUCCAUCCACACUGACGGACGGCGGCCUGGAAGCUUCUGUCGUCGGUUUACAUUUGAAGCUCAGAGAUGCGCAUUUUGAUCGGAAAGGAAAGAUGAAGCUUACAUGCACGGCUAGCGUCGGAAGGAUGCGCAUCGAUGGACGGACGGUUGUUAACAUUAGCAUCGCCGAUGCAUCCAUUAACGGUGACUAUCCCAGACAGAGGUCUUUGACGCUAGACAGCCGCUCCGGCGUCAAUGCUGGGAUUUCACAAAAAUCGGAAUUCUGGAGGUUUUGCCCUGCGAUCCUGUUCGUCAUAGCUCUGAUGUGUCAAACGUUUGGCUAACACCUCAUUUUUUUGUUGUGCGAGGCAUUUUCAGUCAGAUUCAACCAGAGAUGAAGCCUUUCAAGCGAAAUUGAAUUUUCACUUAUACAGGAGACACUCUACUUUGAUUAGAUUUUUGUUUCCUUUUUUGAUUGAAUUUUUUUUAUUUCAUUUUUUUGGCCCCUCUUUUUGAUUCCGUUUUUAUAUGCGUAGUCAUCGAUCGAGUCGCAUCCCAAAUACGACGUUCGUUCGUGUACGAGAAAAGAGCCACACCCUUAUUUUGUGUUAAUGUCAUUUGUACAUUAUAUCAAAACGCCCCUCAGUUUUGACUCUUUUGGUGCGAUAUACUGUACAUAUAGGUUUCAUUUAAUAUUUUAUGGGAUGUAUUUACCCACUCUAACGUUCCAUCGUAAAGAUGACGUGUUAUUCUCGUGUCUAUUCUUUUUAAUUCAUUUUUUUUUUUGAUUUGGGCUGAUUGUGUUUAAGCUAUUCGGUUUGAACAGUGAAACGUGCAGUUUAUAGAUGAAGGCGUACAUAACGAUAUGAACUGUUGCAUUGUCUUUUCGGUGGAAGCCAAACUGCUGUGUUAUUGCUUAUUUCUUUAAUAACACUACACUAUCUUAUAGCCAUAGAGUUGAUGUAGUUCACACAACACUUUGUACAUGAAAAGCUAUACAGUGCCAUUUUUUUAGUUUCCCAUAGUCAAUUAUGUUCGUCUUUUCCCUUAAAAUGAAUGUUGAUGCUGUGACAGUUAUUUCUUAUCAUUUACGAAUUCUUUUUAUGAAUAAUGUUAUACGUGGCCAUUUUCCCCCUUUUUUUUGAUAUGUUGUACUAAAACAGCAAAAAAAGAAAAAGGAAUGGAGCAAAUCAUACCAGUCACACGUCUAUGUCAUAUUUUUCUCUCCACCUUUUUUGGUUAUUAUAAUGUCAAGCGCGCUCAUCUUUCCUUUACGGCUUUAGCCCUCUCAUUUCCUAUGUAUACGCGUGUGCGAUCAGCAAAGAUUAGACUUCUACGGAAGCAAAAAGGAUUCACAUUUGAACGUCUGCAAAAAGUCGUUUCCGGUACGCUCCGGCUAACGGAUGCCCACCAUCUUCUUGUCAUUUCGCAUUUCCCAUCAAGCAGCUACACCGAAGUGCGCCAGAAGAGCCGCCAAGCAAGUACGCCACCAAACGAAACCUAAAAAUAAAAUUAUUGAGGGGUUUACUAAAAGGAUAUUUGUUUGGACAACAAUUGUAGAAAAUAAACAGUUGAACGUGUAUACGCAUUGACACAUGAAUCACUGCUUCAAAUCUGAUUUCUUUAUCAAAAGGAAAGGUGGGAGCGUUGCGCAAUUGAAAGACCAUUUUUGUUUCUUUUAUGUUAUGUAUAUGCUCUGUCCACCAAAAAUGCUGAUUUGUUUUUAUGUUAUACCUUUCUCCAAGCGCGUUGUUUCACCAAAACUAUGUAAAAUUUUAUAUAUAUAUACGAGCAUCGGACUACACCGCUGUAAACUUUUCUCUUCAAUAAAAAUGAAACCCCUAAA
Molecule: messenger RNA, 2579 nt
Organism: Daphnia carinata
Lineage: Eukaryota; Metazoa; Arthropoda; Branchiopoda; Diplostraca; Daphniidae
Product: cell adhesion molecule DSCAML1-like
Exons: 8
Coding region: 154-1077 (307 amino acids)
Source: RefSeq, a predicted model, not a curated record